This is a messenger RNA of Beta vulgaris subsp. vulgaris (sugar beet), 1350 nucleotides long. RefSeq lists its product as uncharacterized. The transcript has 4 exons. Bases 1 to 1350 code for a protein of 449 amino acids. The record is from RefSeq and is a predicted model, not a curated record. NCBI's taxonomy places the organism in Eukaryota, Viridiplantae, Streptophyta, Magnoliopsida, Caryophyllales, Amaranthaceae.
AUGGAUUGGAAGUUGGUGGUCCAACCUGAAGAUAAUAUACCUCCCAACGGUCACAAAAUGGAGACGGAUGCUAGAGAGUACCUGGAGGCUAAGAAGGCAGCUGCUCUUCAGCGCUCAGCAUCAGGAUCUACCCUUUAUAUGAAGGAUCCUACAUUAAGGCUGCCAUCCAGAACUGAAGGAAGAAGUCAAAGACCUUUAGCUGUCCAGCUAAGGUACUUGUCAGAUGAGAAUGAGCUGAAUGGAGAUUCAAAUAUUGGUUUCAUGUGUCCUAGUUUGAUUUCGGAGACCAUGCUACGCACUGAACCAGAUGUCGCGAUCAACUACAUGCAAAGGGGUCUAAGGCCAGGAAGUUGCAAAUUGGAACUGGUGAAAAAGAAGAUUACCACUCUGACCGAAUCCCUUCGGGAGGCAGAGGCAUUUAUCCAUGCUAAGGAGGUAUGCGCAGAAGCAAAGCAUCCUGAAACAAAAAAGACUGAAGAAGCAGUUCAUCCAAAAAAGAACAAUCCCAAGAAAGCUGAAAACUGGGCAUUGACUUCAAUGACAACCUCAUCCAAGAGAAGCAAAAGAAGUGAACCAGCAACAUCAGUAGAGCCUAUAGAAUUCAGCAAAGAUCAAUAUUCCAUUCUUAUGGAGAUAAAAGAUCAGCAUGCGAAAGCUUUGGAGGAUUUGGCUGGUAAGGGGAAGAUGAAUUCAUAUCUUUCUCAAGGAGGAAGAAAGUUUCAGAAGCGGGAUGACCGUAAGAACCGAAGAAAAGAAAGCGAAAGCACUGACGAAGAUGUAGUGCUUGUCAUAUCUGGAGGGUUUGCAGCAGGAGGACCAACCAAUCGGGGAUAUAAGAAUUACUUAAGGGAACUCGGCCAGAUCAUGCUCACCAAUCAGGCAGAGUCUGACCCCUUCCCUAAGGUAGUCGUCAGCGAGCUGGAUCGUAGGAAGAUAAGAACCCCCCAUGAAGACCCUUUGGUUGUGGAAAUGAAAAUUGCAAACCUGAGAGUGAGAAGGAUCCUGAUUGAUACAAGGAGUUCGACCAAUAUCAUCAGUGCAGAUUAUUUGUCCAGACUAAAGUUCAAGGAGAAUGACUUGGUCCCAGUUCACCAUCCCAUCAUAGGGUUUGGAGGAGGAAUAAUCCACCCUAUGGGAACUGUCACCUUGCCUGUUAGGGUGGGAGACAAAGAGGCCUCCAGAACAUUGUUUGUUAAGUUCUUGGUGGUACGAGAUUUGACGGCUUACAACGUCAUUCUCGGGCGACCCACCUUGAACCACAUCAAAGCUGUUAUUGUAACUCAUCUGAUGUUAAUGAAGUUUGAGUGUGAUGGAGGAAGACUGGAUCCCUAUAUGGAGAUCAGUAAGUAG